Toxorhynchites rutilus septentrionalis is the source of this 2355-nucleotide messenger RNA. RefSeq names its product transcription factor sox-3-like. The transcript is spliced from 2 exons. The record is from RefSeq and is a predicted model, not a curated record. Gene Ontology annotation, molecular function: DNA-binding transcription factor activity, RNA polymerase II-specific; RNA polymerase II cis-regulatory region sequence-specific DNA binding. Bases 726 to 1400 code for a protein of 224 amino acids. Lineage: Eukaryota; Metazoa; Arthropoda; Insecta; Diptera; Culicidae. Gene Ontology annotation, biological process: positive regulation of transcription by RNA polymerase II; cell differentiation; anatomical structure morphogenesis.
CUGCCGCUCGUUGUUGGUAUUGUUGGCGCGUUGACUGCGACUCCACAGUGCAACGCAACGCUCCUUCGGUUCGCUUUUUUGGCUGUUGGUCUUUUAUCAAAAUAUCAACAGAGGAACAGAUUAUGAUGGGACCAUUAUGUGUUUAGAAUUCGACGUGAAAACAUCGUGAUAUCUUUUUUAUUCCUCGUCGACCCAGCGUCGUUCCGACGCAUGAUACUGCCUUUAUUUUGUUUGCCGCAGUUGCUGCAGCUCGCUUGAUAAGAGCCUGGCCAGGUGAUGAUGAGAUUCAGCAGUUUAGCAGUUUAAUCGCGGUCGGGAAUAUGUUUACGAUUGGAGCGAAUUAAAAUGAUUUGAUCGCGAAGGCACUUUUUCAGUGGUGAAAGUAAGUGUUUGACAAAAAAUGUCACACCCGUAACCGGCACCCAAUUUAGCGUUCUCAUGCAACGGAAUUGCAGAGCUGAUAAGUGCGCGGGCAAUUGUGUCCAGUUUCGUUGCGUUGAUAAGUUGCUGAUAUUGCAGAGAUAACUGAAAAUUGAUUGCGUCCAAACGAAAGUAAAAAGUGCGAAACAUCUAAAGUGAUACAAUCGUUCCAGAAGUGACAUAAUAUCGGGCCGAUAAUUGGAAAACAAAAAAAAAAGAUAAUAAAAAGAUAAGUGACAGUGAAGUGACCUCAUUCAAGAUUUCUACACUCGGAAACGGAAACGUAUAAUUCCCACUCGGCCAAGAUGGACAUGACAAUUGCAUCGAAGAAUCACAACAGCAGCCCCAGCGGCAGCAGUGUCCCGAACGGCUGCAACAACAAUCCCGGCGAACACAUCAAACGGCCCAUGAAUGCGUUCAUGGUUUGGUCCCGGGGGCAGCGCCGGAAGAUGGCCCAGGACAACCCCAAGAUGCACAAUUCGGAGAUCUCGAAAAAUCUUGGUGCCCAGUGGAAGUUGCUGACCGAGGGCGAGAAGCGGCCGUUUAUCGACGAGGCAAAGCGAUUGAGAGCACUUCACAUGAAGGAACACCCGGACUACAAAUAUCGCCCCCGAAGGAAGCCCAAAACGUUGGUAAAAUCUCCAACGCAAACAAACGCUGCGAGAGGCUCAUCACCUGCGUCCUCCAAAGAGUCCCUUCGUUCACAGUCGCCCCAAAGCAAAUCACCGUACAAUCCUUCCCCACUGACCGCGCCGAUCGGAAUCCCACCCGGCAUCUUCCCUUCCUAUCACUUUGCGUACGAUCUUCAUCAGAAAGCCUUCUGGAACCUCUACGCACCCCACCUGCUCUCCUCAAUGGUUCCAUCCUACAGUGUCCCCUCACAUUCCCCCCAUCCCCUAGCCUACAUCAAACCAUCCAAAUCGUCACCGCCUUCCCCGAUCGCACCGCCCUCUCCGAUACCUUCGAGCAACGUCAUCUGACCAACACCGCUGCGCUACAGUGCUGAACAUAGCGUCUAAGAUCAGCCCUACGCAAAACGCCACGAAGCAUCACCCCGAAAUGUGUCCGAUCUCCGGUUGCAAAACUUGCGCCGACACUAUUUUAAAUAGAUCAGUUCUCUCGUUAUCCCCCAAACCGGAAUAUAGAAACAAAAACAAGGUAGUAAAAAACCGAAACUCUAAUCAGUCAGUGUGAACUUAGGGCUUUGUUUACGGAAACGAGACGAACGAUAAGAUUGUAUAUUUUUGUGAUAAGCUCGGGCAGCAGAAGGGAUGAAAACAACAGUAAAAAUUUCAUCAUAUCAUAUCAACAUCCAUCGCGUGGAAAAAGAGACCGAGUUCCACCAAUAAACCCAAACAUGAGGUUAAUUUAAAGCAGCAAUUAGUUGUAUAUCUAGGAAGUAUCGAACCGUGGAAAACGCUCAAAUUUGUUCAUUGAUUUUACAAUGAUUCAGUUCAUCGCCAGCUUCGAAAGUUCAAAAUUGUUAUUGAGAUAAAAACACUUAGUUAAAUUUAGUUUUUAUGCGAAUGCGUUGAUGGUGUGACAUAUUUCGAGAACCUUCUCGGAGAGCAAUCGAGUUUCAGUUGAAGAAAAAAGGAGGCAACUACCAGUGCUUAUAUGUUUAUUUUAAGGGAGUGCAAUAGACGAGUUUUCGGUACUAAAAUAAAUUAGCUGAUUAUACUGAGAGCAAAAAAAAACACACAAAAAUAACGAUAGAUGGUGUAAAUAGUUUAUAAUCAAGACAGAUCCUGCUAGAAGGAGGUAUCAAAUAAAUCCGUUAUAAAUCUUUAUAGUUGUUUAAAAAGUGAACCAGUGCCACGUCAGGCACUAUCUGCCGAUAAUGUUUUAUCUGGCGGGAAAAUACUGCAUAUGAUUACGUACAUACAUUAUCUAAACUAUAAAAUAUAUGUAACUGUGAGCGCUCAGUGGAUUGGA